Molecule: messenger RNA, 564 nt
Organism: Entrophospora sp. SA101
Lineage: Eukaryota; Fungi; Glomeromycota; Glomeromycetes; Entrophosporales; Entrophosporaceae
Source: the annotation of a GenBank genome assembly
AUGUAUGAUAAGGUUCAUUGGCUUGUACCAACAAUUGGUUUAAAGAAAUUAGAUAAAAUCAAAUCUUCAAAUAAUUUACUUUAUUUGAUAGUUCAACAAUCUACGGGAAAUUACUUGGUAUUUAUUCCAAUCACAACUGAUGAUUAUACAACUAGUUUUACAUCAGAUGAUCAAGGUAAUUUAACUUUAAGAGUUUUGAGCACAACAACAACAAGUGAUCAACAAGAUUCGUUGGAUGUUAGUUUUGCUAUUGGACUUGGUCCAGAUAAUCCUUAUGAUAUUUCUCAAAUUUGUAUGAACAUUAUUAAAGAAGAGUUGCCUACAUUAAGCGGCAUAGAUAAAAAAGAUUGGACAAGAUAUUUAAAAACCCUUUGUUCUUCAAUUAACAAUUUUCCAUCAACAAAAACAGUUAUCAAUGAAAACGAGGACGCGGAAAUUAAUCAACAAAACGGACUUAAUAAUUCAUCUACUUCAUAUCGUCGUCAAGUGACACUUUAUGUUUUGAUGAAUUUAUAUCGCUUUCACAUAAUACUGCCAUCGAUAGUUCAAGUUUUUUUUGGUUAA